AUGGAGGGUAUUUCCCCCCUGUUGCCGUGGUCCUUACCACGGCAAGGCGUAUUGGUGCCUCUGUUGACGUCGCAACCGAAUCCAGGUUAUAUUGCAUACUCCCAAGAGCACAGGGAAUUCUGCUGGGCAGAGGAUCAGAUUGAUCCCUUCAACUUCUGCACAAGCAUUCAUUCACUAGCUUCAGUAUUGCAAGCCUCCCUGUUCUUCAACUUUCUCUCCAUCUAUUUAGAGCAACCCAUCAAUCCGGAGGACUUUACGACCGAUGGGAACGUCGAUUGCGGUACAGAUGCAGCUCUUAAAAUGUUUGCAGACUGGAAGGUCCAGCUUUCUCAUUUAUCUUACUCUCGACUUCGAAAAAGACAGGAAAUACUGAACUCCCUUAUCACAUUUGCAUAUAUGAAAAGUGACGCAUUUGAAGAUGCCGCUGAAAAUUUCGGUGAAGAUGAGACUUUUGACCGUAUCGCCCUAUCUGUGAAGAUGCUCGCCAGCGUACUCUAUGCGGUAGCGGAGGAUACAUUCUCGGUUCUCGACGCUCGCUCAACUGGAAUCUGGGCUCCUUGGGUCUCCUCUUUGGCGUCUUCCUACUUUAACAAAAAGAAGUCGACACAGGGUGUGUUCUGGCUACAGAACGACAUAGGGCCGGCUCGCGACAGCAUAUACAUAAUGGGAGCAAGAGAGAUCAAAAGAUAUGCGCGAGGCCCUGCGAACAUCUUUGUCCCAUUCCCUCCUGGCGUUGAGCAAGGCGGACGUGCAGCUACUCGGCUUUAUCGGCAGUUUAAGCCGUCCGAAGACCAUGAGAACUGUUUAGCAAUGCAGAGGUGCUGUGCACAUAAUCUCAUUCUCGGGCGUGGACAAGACUAUCCAUUUCAACAUCACAACCAUGAGUCGGGAGACUGCGAGUUUAUCCAUGUUCCAAGACGCGAUAUUAUAACAAUUCUCCAAACUGGAGGAAUUCCUCUAGUGUCUGUCAGCAUCGAGGGUGACCUUGAUCUCCAGGUGCACCGGUUCACACCAUACAUAGCAUACACGGCAAUCUCGCAUGUCUGGUCAGAUGGCCUUGGAAAUCCACACUCGAAUGCACUGCCUCGCUGCCAGCUUCUCCGGCUCCGAAGGAUAAUAUAUGAAUCCUACCACUCAGAAUAUAGCCCUUUCUAUGACCCUGAGAGGGCCCUCGCCAGUGUCUUAUAUCUGGGAAUGCAGACCUUCCCCCAACGGAGCAGGCCGUCACAAACUUUCGACGCGAAGCGUGUGUAUUUUUGGAUGGAUACGUUUUGCAUUCCUGUUGCGGUGGAAACAGAGUCAGAUCAAUGGAGUAAAGAAUUGAAAUUCCGCGCCAUGAGCCAGAUUACACCAGCCUUUGCGGGCGCUUUUAAUACUAUCAUUCUCGACAACGAACUACAAGAGAUAGGGUUACCAGAUCCCAGCCAAAUUUCCGGAGAUGAAAUUGCGGCAAUGAUCCUAAGUUCAAAAUGGAUGCAACGAGGCUGGACCCUUGAGGAAGGCUGCCUAUCAAUGAAUUGCGUUGCUCAGCUGAUGGGAAAGCCAUACAAUAUACCAGGCUCCCUGAACCAUAACCUACAAAGACCAGAAGAUUUCUUCUCUCCCCUCGAGCGAGUUUCUAUCGAUUCCCGACGGUCACUUACUAAAAUUCUACGCAGAGUUCUGCUUGACGGGAAGCACCAACUUAGUUCUAUCCAUAGUCCAUUCAAAUAUGCUCAAGUGGUCCACGAUCUACGUCUUUCUCAGUUUGUGUGGAUAUGGAACUCGCUUCUUGAGCGAUCAACAACGAAGGCGGGUGAUGGGCCUAUUAUCGUUGCUAACUCGCUCGGCUUUAGAGUCUCUGGGCUGAAGGCUAUACCCGAGGAAGAACGGUUGAAGGCUGUAAUCCAAAGUUGUGAAGAGCUCCCCCUUUCUAUUCUUUAUAAUACAGGCCGUCGUAUUCGUUCUCCGGAAGUACCUAGUCUUGGCUGGAUACCUUCGACAGUUGAUGGCGAUUAUCUCACCACAAUGGGUAGCCUUAGAAGAUCUAAAUCCCAAAGAGCAGAUGGCGAAGUCAAACUUUUCAUCCAUCGGCCUACUGGGAGCCCUGAUGGGAUUACUGUGCAAGUUACACAGCCAGGGCAAGUUAUUCCUUUACAAAAGGAGGUAGUCAUUGUUAAUAUACGCAGUCGGCCAAAUGACAAUCUAAAGAGAGGGAAAGGGGUACUGUUGUCUAUCAUAUCAGAUACAGAAACUGGGAUGGCGCUCCAAUAUGAGGCACCGCUGGUGGCUUGGACGCAAGAGCAAUGGGAGUUUAGAUGCGCCGACUUCCUGAAUAGUUCAGUGCCAUCUAUUGACAUGCGCCCAGUCGGCCAUUCACAGCGGCUUUAUUUGACUUAUGAUCCACUAUUCUGGAAUAAAAAGCUUACCCGGCGGCCAGAGCUCAAUAAGUACCCGCUACUUGGUAAUAUAGUUACAGCGCUUGUCACACUUCCGCUCGUGGCGGUAACGACAUACCUUGCAAGCAUGAUUUAUGUAGCCAUUCGUGACGCGCUUGGUAUUCCGAGUGGACCAAGUCCCCAUGCUACUGUCUUUAUAUAUAUUUUCGGCCCUAUCUGCGCUAUAAUUGCGAAGUCUCUGGUUGAAAAUCGCAUUGCGGCCUUUUGGUAUAUUUCGUGGCUCAAAAGUCUCGAAGAGCAACCGCUGCCUCGGAAGAGUACGAUCUCCACGACCUGGGUGGCCCUGGUGAACAUUAAUCUCCUGCCAAUGCAGAGGCCGAGGAGCCAGACGUUGGAUCUUCCUGGCGAAAUUUACCUUGAAUGA
Molecule: messenger RNA, 2802 nt
Organism: Nannizzia gypsea CBS 118893
Lineage: Eukaryota; Fungi; Ascomycota; Eurotiomycetes; Onygenales; Arthrodermataceae
Exons: 5
Coding region: 1-2802 (933 amino acids)
Source: RefSeq, a predicted model, not a curated record